CCGGCCCCUCGGAGCAGCGCUGCGGGGGUACAUGCUCAUGCUGCGGGUCUUCACGGAGAUCCAGCAUCAACUCCGCUGAGAGAGAAAAAAAACAUUUCACAGCAGAUGUACAGUACGAUGGACGAGGAAGUCCAGGCAGCAGGGCUUCUCCACCCUUUCGGCGAGGAUCUGUAAUUUACACGACAGCAGCAGGGCGCCCGUCGAAUCCCCAUCGGACUCUGCGCUGGAUCUCCCACAGCGCCGCCGCCUCUGCCCCUGCUCCAUCACCAGACGCCCAACGCCUCGGCGAGAGAAGAAGCUCCGAUCCCCGGGCCAUGUGCGGAGCGACAUGCGUGCGUGAAUUCAUGCGGUAACAGCGCAGGGGAAUGGAGCAGUUGCCAUCAAAUUCCUGAAGACGCACCGACGGUGAUCGAGGGGAGGCUCGUCGUGUGGCGAGGAGAAGGCAUUCAUACGCAGCAGCAGCCAAUCAAGAGACGUUGUUUUUUUUUGUUUUUUAUUGCCAGCGAGAAAAUCCGCUGUCAGGUGUCGCCCUUCAUGUCGUCCACAGCAAUGGGGGAGCAGCCCAUCUACAGCACGCGGGCCCACGUCUUCCAGAUUGACCCCAACACCAAGAAGAACUGGCUGCCCACCAGCAAGCAUGCCGUCACCGUCUCCUACUUCUAUGACAGCACGCGCAAUGUCUACCGCAUCAUCAGCCUGGAUGGCACCAAGGCAAUAAUCAACAGCACCAUCAGUCCCAACAUGACGUUCACAAAGACCUCGCAGAAGUUUGGCCAGUGGGCGGACAGUCGAGCGAACACGGUCUACGGCCUGGGAUUCUCCACUGAGCAUCAUCUUGCCAAGUUUGCAGAGAAGUUUGCAGAGUAUAAAGAAGCAGCACGACUCGCUAAAGAGAAGAGUCAAGAAAAGAUGGACAUGGCCACGUCUCCUUCUCAGGAGUCUCCCGCAGGUGAGCUCUCGUCACCUUUGACACCGGUGACUCCGCCCAUGGAAAAUAUCAACGGCACAGAUGACAUCUGCGACACGACUCCCAACUCAGAAACCCGUCCAGAGCCGUCGCAGAACGCACUGGCCUUCGCACACAGCCCCGCCAUGACAAAACAUUGGGAGGCUGAGCUGGAGGCACUAAAGGGGAACAAUGCCAAGCUAACGGCGGCUCUGCUGGAGUCCACAGCCAACGUCAAACAGUGGAAACAACAACUGGCUGCCUACCAGGAGGAGGCCGAGAGACUACACAAACGGGUGACGGAGCUCGAGUGCCAGAGCAUCCAAACCCCAGUGAUUAAAUCCCAGAAGACUGAACUCAACCAAACCAUAGAGGAACUGGAGAAUACGUUAAGGGAUAAAGAAGAGGAAAUGGAAAAGUUGAAAGAAGAAUUGGAAAACAUGAAUGACCUGAUGGAACAGAAAGACACGCUCACACAGAAACUUGAGGAGACCGAGCUGCGCAGUCGAGUGCUGGAAGAGCAGCUGGCGGGUGCAGAGCAGCGACUAGAGGAGAACCAAGAGGAACAGGAGAAUUUCAGGAAGAGCCUGCGGACGAUGCUGGAGAUGCUGGACGGCAAGAUCUUUGAGCUGACAGAGCUCAGAGACACCUUGGCUCGGCUCAUAGAGGAGGCCAGCUAGAGAUGGAGCUGCCCUUAUCGUCACAGACAGAGCCAUAUGAUAAUUUACACCUUGACAACUCCCCCAACUCAACUACAUCAAUCCCACCCACCAUGAUCCACCUUCCUCCUACACCCGGCACACAUUAACACUGAGACACUGCACUGCCCCGAUUGUAAUUUUGCUCAAAAAGGGCAGCUAAUUCCCUUAUUUUUACCUUGAAGGAAUCAAGCUCCAACCAACCGCAGGCACUCCUGUAAUUCAAGACAGUACAGGGACUACCUCAUCUCGCCUUCUGAUUGGCUGGUGUAGGCGUAACCUUGGUUGAAUUGACCCAGUCACAGAGAUGCCUGCCUUGGCACCCACACACACACACACACACACACACACACUCACCAAGAGUGAACAUGAGAAAUGUGCCUCAGUGCCAUCUGCUGUUUGACUGGGAGAGCCGCACCACAGAAUGCAGCAUCACAACGUCUCUCUCUUUCUCUCUAUCUCAAACACACACACACACACACACACACAUAUAUAUAUAUAUAUAUAUAUAUACACACACACACACACACACACACACCCUUUUCUUCAUCUCUAAACUGCCCCCCACAAGGGGAAUUGUUGAAAGUCAUGUGGAAAUAAUUGCCGUUAAGACUCUGCGAGAACUGCGCCAAAGCUGCCAAAUCCUCCCAAAAUGUUGUCCUCUAACUAGCAGAUGCUUUGAUCCAAAGUGACUUACUGUACAGAGACGAGAGUGCUGAACAGAGAGUCCCACGUUUGAGCUCGGGCUGCCAGCGGAAGCGGAGAAUUCAAGGACGGCUCUGUGUGCCAGCCUGGACACACAAGGCUUCCAGGAAAAUGGAGCUUGGUUUACUUCUCAAGUGAAAAUGACAGACUGCUAUGUGUCCACAGCUUAUUUCAAAAUCCUACAUGAUAGACGAGUGUUGAAUCUUCCAUAGGCAUUGUUCAUGCCACACAGAAAUUUUAAAGGGGCGCGUGCCCUGCUUAGAUUUGACGUGAGAUUUCCUGUAUCCAGACUGCUUCCACCGUCUCAGACAAGUGACCUGUCUUCCUGCCAAGCUCAGUGUGGUGUGUGUUUCUGAACAAGGCCUCACCUUUGACAUAACGUGUGCCUUUAACGCACACAUAAGUGGACACGUGUUUGUAUAUAAUAUGUGUGUGUGUGUGUGUGUGUGUGUGCGUGUGUUUUGAGUAGUGAGAGAAAGACCCUGUUUUUGGACAUCAAGGCACACACCCACACACACACACAUACGCGCACACACACACACACACACACUGAGCAAUACCAGACAGGCUCUAUAUGACACCUCUAGCUAACUCUAUCAGGUACUCUACUCAGUGGACUCGUGCAGAUAGGUCAGAUGCAGCUCAGUUGAUCCCCCACGUCCGACAGAAAGUGUACAACUGUUGACCGCGAACCUGUGUGGCAGCCCUGUCUAAUCGAAGUAGUGCAUCGUGAAGGGCUCAUAGAGUGUCAUCUACAUGUUCGUAGAGCUCCACCUUCAGUGAAGCAGGCCACAGAUUUUCACUCCUCACAGGUGAAUACAGAACUUUACUCGGUUUCUAUUCUUUCUUUUUUUUUUUUUUUUUACAUAGAAUAUAAUGCUGAUGAUAUAAUUAAAGAACUAUAUAGGACAACUUUCUACUCAUGAUGACAUUGUAAAUGAAUGGAUGAAUAACUCAAAUGCAGUAACACCCUGCAGUGGCUUAUUGUUGUGUAUUAACCAAUGGAAAAGUAUCACAUAGUAUGGUAGAUUAUCUAGAGUAUCUAGUCUGUAGGUAAACAAUGAAACCCUCUUCGAUAUCUGUUUAAAAUGCACAACAACACAAUGUAAAAACAGUGUUAAAUGUGUUGCACAAAAAUAUCCACUUAUACUGCAACAGUAAAAUCCAAAACUGUGUCUUAAAAACUUCUUCCUUUAAAAUCACUAAAUUCUAAAAUGCACUCUAUAAUUACACUGUUGUGACUCCAUUAUAUACCCAGAGAUUUGCAUUAAGUCCUAGCACAGCAUAAUUCUGUAUUUAGAAUACUAGUGUAGUUAGUUACACAGGUUAAUACACUGGAAUAAGACCCAUGUAAAGGGAAAUGUUACCUAGUUUUGUUUCUUUUCUUCCUGGUUUAACUUUGACAGUCAAAUGACGGAGGUGAUAAUACCUUAAUAUUAAUGCUGUUGUUAAUGAAUGCCUUUGUACAGUAGUGGAUAAGAAGCUUUUCAUUCUCCUGUUUUGUAACUUAUGGUAUUUAAAUGUAGGUAUAAUUAUAAUUAUUGUAUUUAGAGGUAUGAGAAGACUGGCAAUAUUUUUGACUAUUUAAAGUAAUUUUGAACUCAUGAUAUUAAAGAGGUACCUCAGGCUAAAGAUGUGUGUGGAUUGGUGAGACUUGUGUGUUUGCAGGUGAAAGGAUUUAACCGAAAUCGCUGGUGGACGCCGGUCAGGCUAAAGCCUUUGUUGGAUGCAAACAAAGACGGCCCCACCGGCCUGACAACAGACCUCUGUGGAAUAUGAAAUGCUAUGUUUUUAUAUUUAAAUACAGUGACAGCAGAA
Messenger RNA from Scophthalmus maximus (turbot), 4167 nucleotides. It is a transcript of the gene homer1b, whose product is annotated as homer scaffold protein 1b. Gene Ontology annotation, cellular component: plasma membrane; dendrite; cytoplasm. The transcript is spliced from 10 exons. Bases 535 to 1626 code for a protein of 363 amino acids. Lineage: Eukaryota; Metazoa; Chordata; Actinopteri; Pleuronectiformes; Scophthalmidae. The record is from RefSeq and is a predicted model, not a curated record. Gene Ontology annotation, molecular function: G protein-coupled glutamate receptor binding. Gene Ontology annotation, biological process: G protein-coupled glutamate receptor signaling pathway; regulation of store-operated calcium entry.